Molecule: messenger RNA, 961 nt
Organism: Trifolium pratense (red clover)
Lineage: Eukaryota; Viridiplantae; Streptophyta; Magnoliopsida; Fabales; Fabaceae
Product: vacuolar protein sorting-associated protein 2 homolog 1-like
Exons: 5
Coding region: 108-782 (224 amino acids)
Biological process (GO): late endosome to vacuole transport; protein transport; endosome transport via multivesicular body sorting pathway
Cellular component (GO): multivesicular body; ESCRT III complex
Source: RefSeq, a predicted model, not a curated record
CGAAAAAAAAAAAUUGGAAUUGCAGAGCAUAGAAACAGAGCGAGGCACUCAAAGUAAAACACCGAACAAAGAAAGAUAAGCAAUCAGCAGUGGCGAGGUGAGCCAACAUGAGUUUUCUGUUCGGCCGUAGAAGGACUCCCGCAGAGCUUUUGAGGGAAAAUAAAAGAAUGCUAGAGAAGUCUAUGAAAGAAAUUGAUAGGGAAAGACAAGGUUUGCAGUCUCAAGAAAAGAAAUUGAUUGUUGAGAUUAAAAAGAGUGCCAAACAAGGACAAAUGGGUGCUGUGAGGGUUAUGGCCAAGGAUCUUAUCAGAACUCGUCAUCAAAUUGAAAAGUUUUACAAGCUUAAAUCACAACUUCAGGGCGUUUCUUUGAGAAUUCAGACGCUUAAAUCUACUCAAGCGAUGGGGGAUGCUAUGAAAGGAGUUACUAAAGCGAUGGGUCAAAUGAAUAGGCAGAUGAAUUUGCCUUCUUUACAGAAGAUAAUGCAAGAGUUUGAAAGGCAGAAUGAGAAAAUGGAACUUGUUUCUGAGGUAAUGGGAGAUGCAAUUGAUGAUGCUUUAGAAGGCGAUGAAGAAGAGGAGGAGACGGAAGAUCUUGUGAAUCAGGUUCUUGAUGAGAUCGGAAUCGAUAUCAACUCUAAGCUUUUGAAUGCACCUGCAUCUACCUCAGUCGUUGCACCAGCGGCAAAGAACAAGGUUGCUCAUGCUGAACCAACAGGAAAUGAUGAUGGGGGAAUAGAUGAUGAUCUACAGGCUAGGUUAGAUAACCUGAGAAAAAUGUGAUGUGUUCGAAUAUUUGGAGAAUCGUUUUAAAGAAGCAUGAAAAUGAUUGUAUAUGAAAUCAGGAUGUGUUUUAGUCACAUUUUAUUUUCCGGUUUGAAGCUAACUUAUUUAUGUAAAGAGUAAAUCUGAAUUUUACACGUUGAAUUUCUUAAAUACAAAUUGAAAGAGAUUUGCAAUGA